Molecule: messenger RNA, 1260 nt
Organism: Andrographis paniculata
Lineage: Eukaryota; Viridiplantae; Streptophyta; Magnoliopsida; Lamiales; Acanthaceae
Product: 2-hydroxyisoflavanone dehydratase-like
Exons: 1
Coding region: 75-1157 (360 amino acids)
Molecular function (GO): hydrolase activity
Source: RefSeq, a predicted model, not a curated record
GGAAUAGAGACAAUUUUUUACAGAAAGCAUUUGAUGCGUUCUUAGAAUCCGUGACAAAGGUACAUGGUCUCCCUAUGUAUCUCGUUAUCCGGGCGCAAAUGGAUCUCUUCUUGCACUUUAACAACGCCAUGUUUGGUUGCAAGUGCAACAAUGUCUUCCUCCUCGUCUCAAUCCUCCUCCUCCCCCAAACAACCCCCAGCCCUAACCCCACCAUCCUCUACGACAUCUACCCCUUCAUCAGAGUCUACACCAACGGCACCAUCCAGCGCUUCAUCGGCCAGGAUUUCUCCCCCCCAAACGACGACCCUCUCUCCGCCGUCCGAUCCAAGGACAUUCAGAUCUCCCCAAACCCUAACCUCAUCUCCGCCCGCCUCUACCUGCCCCGACCACCACACCCUUCCCACCGAUUCCCCCUCCUCAUCUACUUCCAUGGCGGCGGUUUCUUCACCGAAUCCGCCUUCUCCAACACCUACCACACCCACCUCACCUCCCUCGCUUCCAAAUCCAAAGUCCUCGCCGUUUCCGUAAAUUACCGACUGGCGCCGGAGCACCCCCUCCCCACCGCCUACCAAGACGCCUGGCGAGCCCUAAAAUGGUCGCUCCGCCACGCCGCCGGCAUUAAUGGCACCGAGCCGUGGCUGACGCGCCACGCCGACUUCAAUCGCGUCUACUUAGGCGGGGACAGCGUCGGCGCCAACAUCGCCCACCGCAUGUCACUCCUGAUCGGAGAAGGAUAUUCCGGCGUCCGCGUCGCCGGCAUGUUCCUGAACUGCCCGUACUUUCUGGGCAGCCGGGCGGUGGGGAACGAGUUGGCGAGCGAGUACUCGUACGUGGCGGAGCAGAUGAAGAAGCUGUGGCGGUAUGCCUACCCGAACAGCACGGGCGGGUUGGACGACCCGCUAGUGAAUCCGGGUAUGGAUAGGGGGCUAAGGGGAGUGGGUUGCGGGAAGGUGCUGGUGUACGUGGCGGGGAAUGAUUGGUUGAAGUACAGAGGGUGGUAUUACAAGGGGGCGUUGUCGAGGAGCGGGUGGGUCGGGGAGAUUAAGGUGGUGGAGGUGGGAGGGGAGAGCCACGUCUUCAAUUUGAUCAACCCUCGCACCCCUAAGGCUCUCGCGAUGCUUACGGCUUUGGCCAAUUUUCUCAACGCUCGUUGGUGACCACAUCCCAAUUCCAAUUUCUACCAGAUCCAUUCACAUUAAUGUUUCUCUAUCCUUUGUCAUCUUUCUUUCUCUUCUUCAAUCAAGAAUAAACUUGGGCUCU